Myripristis murdjan (pinecone soldierfish) is the source of this 5677-nucleotide messenger RNA. It is a transcript of the gene etnk2, whose product is annotated as ethanolamine kinase 2. Gene Ontology annotation, molecular function: ethanolamine kinase activity. The transcript has 9 exons. Bases 204 to 1283 code for a protein of 359 amino acids. Gene Ontology annotation, cellular component: cytoplasm. The record is from RefSeq and is a predicted model, not a curated record. Gene Ontology annotation, biological process: phosphatidylethanolamine biosynthetic process. Lineage: Eukaryota; Metazoa; Chordata; Actinopteri; Holocentriformes; Holocentridae.
UCCACACCGGCAGUCUGAUGCCAGCAUCCUCCGGCUGCACUUCACCGUCACAGUGACAGCCGACGAGUCCGCCCUGUGUCUCCAUAAGACCGGCCCGUCACUCGCCUAAACAGCAAAAAAAAAAAACGGUUAACUUUAACUUGCAUGCUCCAGUUCCCAGAAACAACCGUAAAAAAAACGAAGAUUACCGUAAAAGACACGGAAUGGAGACGGAAAUACAUGUGCCCGUCGGGUCGCCGGUCAUUAAAAAAAUCCCCAUUUUCGUGGACGAGCACAACGUAACGGACGGGGCGAUGAAGAUUAUUAAAGAGCUGAGACCGGCGUGGGACAUGAACCACGUCAAAACCAAGCUCUUCACUGAUGGGACCACCAACAAGCUGGUGGGCUGCUACCUGGAGGACACCCCUGAGGACAUGGUGCUAGUCCGAGUGUACGGGAACAAGACGGAGCUCAUUGUGGACCGAGACAAUGAGCUCAAGAGCUUCCAGGUGCUGCAUGCUAAUGGCUGCGCUCCUCGCCUCUACUGCACCUUCCAGAACGGUAUCUGCUACGAGUUCAUGGAGGGUGACGCCCUGAGGACGCAGGACCUCAGCGAUCCCUUCCUGCUCAGACUGAUAGCCACGGAGAUGGCUCGUAUCCACGCCAUCCAUGCACACAACGGCUGCAUCCCCAAACCCAGCCUUUGGAUCACGAUGCGUAAAUACUUCUUAGUGGCCACCGAGUUCACCGAGCAGGCCUCCAAUGUCAGGAUCCAGCAGGAGGUUCCCAGCAAGGCAGUGCUGGAGCAGGAGAUGCUAUGGAUGAAGGAGCAUCUGUCUACGCUGGGAUCCCCUGUGGUGCUUUGCCACAACGACCUGCUCUGCAAGAACAUCAUCCACAACACCAAGGAGGGUCACAUUCGCUUCAUAGACUAUGAAUAUUCCAGCUACAACUACCAGGCCUUUGAUAUCGGCAACCACUUCAAUGAGUUUGCAGGUAUGAGUGAGCCCGACUACAAUCUGUACCCAAGCCGAGAGCUGCAGAUGGAUUGGCUCCGAGUUUACCUGCAGGCCUACAAACUCUUCACCAAGAAAACUGAGGAGGUCAGCGCUCGAGAGCUGGAGACGCUCUAUGUACAGGUCAACAAAUUCGCUCUGGCUUCGCACUUCUUCUGGGGCUUUUGGUCACUCAUCCAAGCAAAGUACUCCUCCAUCGACUUUGACUUUCUAGGGUAUGCUGUGCUGCGUUUCAACCAGUACUUCAAGACCAAGCCUGCGGUCAUGGCCCUGCAGAUCCCAGAAUGAUAGGAGAGAAAGGUGGAUAAACUGAGGAGAGAAGGGUGGGGGGGCUCAUCACUGGCAACUGACAACAGGAGUAGAUGCACUUUGAGCUGAGGGCAUGGGCUGGGUUGAGUACUGGAGAAGGUAAAACGGGUCUGGGCUUUGGGCCGGGGCUUCUUGCGGGUUGGGAAUUCUUCUUAGGGAGCCGGGUAUGGACAGACCACUGCUCGGUCUGUUCAAUGUCCUUUUACAAGCGCAAUUAUUAUUUCAUUCCUCCUCAGUUUAGUCCAUGUCUGUCUCACAACUCUAGCUCAAGAUUUCCAAAACCUCCAUGGGUUAUGUGUGUGUUUUUUGUAUGUGUACAUGUGUGUGUGCUGAUCUUAAUUUAUCUUGUGAAGAAAUGAUUGACCCAAUGUUAUGCAUUCCCUAAUUGGGCAGCUGAAACAUGAGUAUAUGAAGGUCUAGUGAGCACAGCAGUCUGACUUUAAAAUAGAGCUCACUGAGCUGAUCAUGACGGGGCUCAGCUCCUAUGACCUACUUCAGUGUCGGUCAUAGUGGCGCCAAAAUGUUCAAAAACACUGGUAAUGAAGGUCAAAAUAGGGACCAUACUAUUGAGGAGCGUCUGAUGCUGCAUUGAAAGAGUUUGUCCUGACCUGUGUGUGACGUCUCAAGGCCAUGACUGCUCAGACUCUUGUGUUUAUAGAUUUGACUAGAGAGGCAUUUCACCUGAGAUUCCUCAUUUUUAUAAAGCAUGUGCUGGAAGCGCAUCUCCCACUUGUGUCCAGCAUCAGUUUUAACUGUUAAAAGUUUAAUCCUGGUUAUUUUCAUUUUGUCUCCAUCUUCUUGGAUCAUUUGGUGUUUCUGCACCUUCCAGAGAUCACCUGUCAAUCAAGCAGUGUGGGUGGGACUGUGACAUCUUUCUCUUUGGAUUUUCUGGCGAUGAUGUUUGGGUUUCUGUACGUGGCGUACGUUUCUUCAUCUGUUCAGCCAUGGUGGCUAUUGCUGCUCAUGCUAACUAGCAAAUUCUUCCUCUGUUUAUUCAAGACAAACCAGAAACAUAAAACGCAUUAUUUCCUGUUCUCUACAGGAUUUUCAUCUUGAAAGAACUACCGGACAAUGAGUGUUUAACAACAAAAAGUAAAAGCUUCCAUUAACUGGAUAGAGGUUGUGUUGUGUUAACGCGUUCAGUGAUAGUAGCAAAAUGGACAUUUAGGCAUAUGAAAAUGUUGUUGAUUAUUACUUAAACAUCUCAGGUGAAAAACCACUUAGUUUGGGUUGUUUUAGUAAGUGCUUGAACUGGGAAAUGAUACUGAAGAGGUGGAGAGAGAUGAACUGAGUUCAGCCUCAUUUAUAAAAGUGGUUAAAAAUAAGGGACCUAAAUGUCACUCCAAACUCAGUGUGUGUCUGUCAUCUCUUAAGCCGUUUUCCACCUUCUUGGCUUUUAUGGUUACAGCGAAUCGCUCCGUUAAACUUUCCAUUCCUUGCAGACCACUUGGAAAAUCACAACCUUGGUCACCCUCUGCCAACCCAGUCUCCCCCAUAUUUGGACUUUUCCGUCUGCUCUCCCCUUCCCACGUCACUCUUCCUUGAUCUCCUUCCACCCCGUUUUGUGCAUGUAUCUCCUCAUUUGCUGAGAUUAUGGCAUUAAUACCUAUUUCAUGAGGUUGCUGCCACCUAACAUCAGAGUCUGGUCUCCACCCCACACUGUAAUGCAUUCACAACAUCCCAGAGUUGGAGCCAAAUUGUGUUACAUAAUCAAACAUUGCAUAAAUUUAAUCUGCAGUCAGAGAAAGUCUCGGCUUCAAAGAGGCAGGAAUGGGUUAUCCAGUGCUGUAGUAGUGGUGUUUGAGAUUACUUACUGCACUACUUAGGUGUUGGAAAAUGAUGGUGGAGACUCUAGAAACUUGUCAGGAGGAGAAAACCUUUAUUAGGACAUUCAAAGUAACUGCAGAUCCCUAACAGAUCUGAAAAAAGUUUGAACAUUAGUUGGCAGAAGUCCUACACCAAAUAUUUUUCACCAGGUUUGCUGGUGCUGCUUAUCCCCUCUUACAUUACUACAGAACAGGGUUAGUAAUAUGGUAUACAUCCUAUCUGUGGUACUAAACACAUUAAGAUUUCAUGUUUGUUAACCAUGAAUGCCAUGCUGCUUUGUUAUCCUGCCAGUUUAGUUUUAAUUUCCAUUAGCUAUGUUCAAUCAGAAGUGUGCCAUUUAGCCAGAGUUUUUGCUUUAUUUUGCUCUUACAUUUUAUUCCAGUCGGAAUUAAAAAGUCUUAAAUUUGUCUCUCUCAAACCUGAAGAUACUCUGACACUGGUACUCAGUCUGAAGCCUCUCAGAGAACCUCAACUCCACAAAUUAAAUAGUAAAACUCAGCUGCUGUUUGGUGUUUACAUCUAUAGAAGGUAUGUAUUCAUGCCAGGAUAUGAGUGUUUUUAGCUUCUUGAGCAUCCAGCAGGGGGAGACACUGAGCUGUGACCUUUGUCCUCUGCUGUUGGUCUCAUGUAACUGACAGGCUUAAUAAUUUACCACGAGAGACUAUCAGCCAUUCAGAAGAGCAGGACAGACAGAUGCUCGCUGGAGCUUUGUUAAUCAGUCAGGACAGUUCACCUGAGAGCAGACACAGGCGCUCAUCAAAGGUUGACAUUCAGAUUCAUAUUUUAAAAUGUGUCCUGUUCAGUGUCUGCUGCAUGUGGUUUGUGCAAGCCUAAAAGGGUUCAGUGAAGAGCCGUCGAGUGCGAGAUGUGCGUGUGAUCGUGACUGUUUCAAAUGCACUGUUUUGUGUUAACAGUGCCCUUUUGCAGGAGAGCUCUGUAAAUUUAACAGUAGGCCGUUCUGAAUGAUCAGAUCAGUGGGAAUCGAGACUCAGCGGCUGUAAACUGUCUGUUCACCAAAGCACAGGUUGGGACUUAGGAGCAAAUAGCUUCCAGUGAAAUUGUCUUGAGAUGCUGAAAAACAUUUGCAGCAAUAGUGCAAUUUUGAUUUGAGAUUAAGCCAAAUGGUCCCUAUUUUGUGGAAAUUAGUCGUGGGAUAUUUUGCUUGUUAUAUCACGACGAUAUAUAGCACACCUUAAUGAUGUUAUAACAGUUGUACUGUGGUGGUACGUUGUCCUGAAAAUAUUGCACUCUUAAAGGACUGCAUUGUGCUCUUAUGGACUUUGGCUCAUUGGUCACCUUACCCAAUAAUGUGACAAGAGGAUUGGCACCAAAAUCAGCUCUCCAUGUUUCUGCUAGAUUGUUCUGUGCAUGUGCUAAAGCUUUAUCAUACAGCAAGUGGAGUCAGGGUUAGUGUCUCAACAUUAUUCUAAAAGAGAGAAAACAAGAACUUGUAGCAACUGGUAGCAGAAGUUGUGACGGAGCUUACAAAGCUUUCUGGCCGCUAAAUGUAACUUUGUAAUUUUACAUUACAAAGCUUAAAGACUUAACUGAUGAUGAAAGGAAUUCUUUGUUUUCAGAGGUUAUUAAUCUGCAGGCCACAGAGGAGAAUUGGAUGACUAAAAGGCUUACAGUAUAUUCAUACUUUUGAAAAUGCUGUUUGCGUGCAAUAUGGUAAAGUUUUAGCAUUAGGACCGGGCUUUCUACCGGAGAGACAGAGGUGAUUUAGGUGCCAGUCGUUAUCAUGUAUGAAGGAGCACAGAGAGCAGUGGGAUGAACUCUCAAAGCUUUGGAGUAAUCCUUUUAAGAUAUUCAUUCAAGCUACUGAAAGGUUUUCCCUUUUUUUUUAAAGACCAACAUGUGAAGCAACUCAAGCGUGCACUAGUGUAGGAAACACUUUAUGAUCAUUAAUCACUCCAGACCGGCCCUCUCAGUAUCCUAUUCCAUGCUGGCUGUGAAAGAUUUCUGUCAUUUUAUGUUCGCAUUUUUAGAGUAUUUAAAGGCAGUUUUGAAUAAGGAUAUUUAUUGAGUGAAUCUGGUUGUGUGAAAAUGUAUUUCUCCCACCUUCUCUUCUGUUUUCUAAUCAGCAUUCAGUACCAAAAUGGCUAGCUUCAUGGAGUUUGCAUUGCAGUUUAUUUGAGAUUAACUUUUUUUUUUUUUUUUUUUUGUGUUUGCGAAUGUAUUAACUUGACUCAGUUUUAAAACACACUGUACAGAUAACUUUGAUUAUAUUUUUUUCCUUUCUAUGCCUAUAUUUACUUUUUGUACAUGCUUUGACUUGAAACUUAGAGAGCGGUUCUAAGGGGACCCAGCAUUUGGCGUGCAGAUGUGACUUUGUCUGUGUACUCAUCCACUGCAGAAGGGGAUGCUGUGUCAAUGAGAAAGGCCAGCAGAGAUGGAAGGUGUAAAUACUGUAAGAAACACUAUGAAAAUCUGACUGUACAGUGAUCCUUCACGCCCCCGUAGGAGUGGCAAGGAGACUUAACAUUUGUCAGUAAAUAAUUUCCAUUAAAAUGUGUAAAUUAAAACAAUAAAAAAUUAUGCUUUCA